AUGCGCUGGAAGACGACCACUGCAGUGACAGUUACGGCGCUUGUUGGGUGGGCACUUGCAGCAACGACAGAGAUUCGCACUUAUUCGCGAUGGAUGGCUUCGAGCAUUAUCUCUCGAGGCCAGGGUAUUAUGACCGGCUCUGGUGGUUCAUCUGAGCUGCUCCAAGCUGGCAUCACCCAGAAGGCCUUCACGGCUCUGGUCGCCCAGUACCCGGAUGACGCAGAGUUCGCGCAAAAGGUUCGGGGCUAUAUCAGCGCCAGCGCUGCCUCGGUGGCGCCAUUCGUGCAAAACGCGACGUAUGAUGCGCUCUCUUACCCGAUGGACCGCCUGAGCAACGGUAACGCACUCCUGUCUCUGUCCAGUAUUAAUGCGGGGUAUGGACUGGGAAACUCGUCAACCCUUCGGGCUGCAGCUGAAUCGCUGAGGAGGAGCAUCGACCUGAACCGACGCAACAAUGAGAGUGGCCUAUGGUACUUCGUUUACCCUGAAUGGAGCUACCUGGACGGAAUGUAUUCGCUCGCUCCCUACUACACCCUCUACACACUCGCCGUGGCCGAGACAAAGAUGGCUGAGGUGAACACGACGGCCCUGGAUGACAUGCUCCUCCAACUUGAGCUUCUCUGGCGGCACACGCACAAUGAGACCUCCGGGCUUCUGGUGCACGGGUAUGACGAGUCCCGGAGGGCAGUGUGGGCGAACUCGGAGACCGGCGCAAGCCCGCACGUGUGGGGCCGCAGUCUCGGCUGGUUCGCGAUGGCGCUGGUGGAUACGCUGGAAAUCCUAUCCGGGACAGAGAACGCCCGGCUGUACGACAAGUACACGACUCGGCUGCGCGAGAUGUAUCAAUCCCUCGCCUCGGCCUUGAUCUCCUCGGCGGACCCGGCGACAGGUGCCUGGUGGCAGGUCCUGGACCAGCCUGGCCGACAGCGCAACUAUAUCGAGUCCAGCGGAAGCGCCAUGUUCGCCUACGCACUCAUGAAGGGAACGCGGCUUGGAUAUCUGGGCGGCCUCAGCAUCGCUGCGACUGCGCCUGUCGUGGGUACAAAAGCGAGAACCUACCUGACGGAGUCUUUUGUUGUUGACAACGGCAACGGCACGCUUGGGUACAACGGCACGGUCUCGGUUUGUAGCUUGAACUCAAGUGCAACGUAUGAGUACUACGUUGGGCAACCAAUCAACUACAACAGUGUUCUUGGCUCUGCUGCAUAUGUGCUCGCUUCCUUAGAGGCGGAGAGAUUGGGAAACCAGUAA
This is a messenger RNA of Neoarthrinium moseri, 1251 nucleotides long. RefSeq lists its product as uncharacterized. Bases 1 to 1251 code for a protein of 416 amino acids. Gene Ontology annotation, biological process: carbohydrate metabolic process. The transcript is spliced from 2 exons. The record is from RefSeq and is a predicted model, not a curated record. NCBI's taxonomy places the organism in Eukaryota, Fungi, Ascomycota, Sordariomycetes, Amphisphaeriales, Apiosporaceae.